Molecule: messenger RNA, 1714 nt
Organism: Cavia porcellus (domestic guinea pig)
Lineage: Eukaryota; Metazoa; Chordata; Mammalia; Rodentia; Caviidae
Gene: Krtap29-1
Product: keratin associated like protein 29-1
Exons: 1
Coding region: 43-990 (315 amino acids)
Source: RefSeq, a predicted model, not a curated record
CACACAGAGGCUGUGAUCCUCAGCAAGCGUAGCGCACGCUCCAUGGUAAACAGCUGUUGUCCUGGAAAUGACACAGCCCCUCCGGCUGUGCCUGCUGUUACCGUAUGCCCAAGCGUCCGAAAUGCGAUCUGCCUGCCCAGUUCCUGCCAGAGCAGAACGUGGCAACUGGUCACGUGCCAAGGGAACCACCAGCCAUCCCGCCGCCAACCUCCCCACCUCCCCGACAUGUCCUGCGUGGGUUUUGUUUGCCAGCCCAUAGACUCCAGCGCAGCCCGCUGUCUGUCAGGCGCUGGUCACUCUCCUGGGCUGGGUGCCUCCCCUCCGCCGUCCUGCUCAGACUCUGCCGGUGGUGAGUCCAAGCUAGAGUCCAAGUGCUGCGAUGCCAGCUCCUGUCUGCAGAGCUCCUGCCAGGAACCUGCGUGCCCACCUGGGCCAGGCCAGGCAGUGGGUGGCCAGUCUGUCUGCCACGAAGCUAAGUCCUGCCCAGACAUAACUUCCGGUGUUGACGUGCCUUGCCCACCAGUUCUCCCGGCAGCUAGCCUGUGCCAACCCAGCUGCUGCCAAGGAGGCUCACAGCAUCCCACGGGAGGUGAGGACCAGCUCUGCUGUGGUGCCAGCUGUCACCCGCUCCUCUGCUACGUCUUUGAGCCAGGCCGACCUGUCCCCUGCAUUCCCGUUUCCUGCCAGCCGUGGACUUUUGUAUUCUGUUCCUGCAGUCCGACUUGCUGGGUGCAUGCUCCCUGCCAGGCAUAUCAUUGCCACCUGGCUUCUCCUGUGUCCUUCAUCUGCCGGCCAGCAGCCACCUGCCGGUCCUCCUGUUCUGAAAACAGCCCUUGCAAGCCGGUUUCCUGUGGCCCUGUGCCCUCGGGCCAACCAACUUGUGAUGGAUGCACUUCUCACAGUCCUGGCCGCCAGUCCCCAUCCUGGAAGCCUGCUUGCUGUGUGACAGGCUCAGGCAAAGCGUCCAGCUGUGGCUUUAGCCACCUCUGACCGACCUCCCCAAGUCUGUGCCCAGCAGCCCUUGUGUGCUGACUCUCCAUCCAGCACCCUGUGAGCCCAGCUGCCACAAACUUGCGCUCUGCCGGUGAGCACCCUUGUCCUCCCGUGAAGGGGGGGGGGGGCUGCUGCCCACGAUGCACAGCCACCCUGGGGCGCCCACCUCCCUCUCGGGGACUGCAACACUGCCUGUGCCCUGAUGCUAUUAGGAUCCGAUCCCCACUCUCUCCAGGUGGAUGAGGAGUCCCCGCCCAGGACGAGCUGGUUGGUAAGGAAGGGAGACCGAGCCUUACAGCCCAGCCUCCCUCCCACAUUUCCCGAUGCUCUCAGCUCAUGUCCCAGCACAGCCUUCCCUGUGGUCAUGGUUUGAUCCUUCAGGGGAUCCCCUCGCUGCCAAUUGCUCAAAAAGAGCUGAGCAGUGAAGAGUCGUGGAGAGACACCGGUGCUUCUGCUGAUUUCUGUACAGCCUGUCAGCUUCCCUUAGGUCACACUGGCCCUGGGGGCUGUGGCCUCCACUCCGUGAGGCCGUCUGCACUGUGGGAAUGGGUGGCAGAAGGCUGGAACUGCAGAAGCUCAAGCUGGAGUGGGGGAGGGUGAGUGGCGUCCCUGGCUCCAGCCUUUUCACUGCCCAGAGCUCUUUUGGGCUGAGUGGGUCCCAGUUUCCCCACAGUGAACCUAUGCGGGAAGCCAGGGCUCAAAAUAAAAGCAUCAUACUACA